AUGAGCUUAGUUUUAGGCAAAUGCUUAAUAAUUUGCUGGAGUGAAUCUCUAGAAAUCCAUCAAGGAUCUGUGUUUACACUGAAAGUUCAAGUAAACGACAUCAUCAGUCAUCAGUACCUGCAACAGGCAACUGUAGAGGUGUUUGUUAAUUAUACGAAGACAAAUUCUACUCUUACUGGAAGCAAUGGAGCAGUAUUAAUAACAGUUCCAUAUAAAUUAGGAUUAAGUUUAACUAUUGCUUCAUACAAAGAUGGCUACCUGUUAACACCUUUGCCUUGGAAGACUGGGAAAAUGCCAAUAUACUCGUCUGUGACGCUUUCCCUGUUUCCACAAAGUCCAGCUAAUAUAUGGCUGUUUGAAGAUACUGUUUUAAUUACUGGAAAAUUUUCUGAUGCCAAAUCUCAACCAAGUGUUCAGUUUGCAAAGUUUUUAAUAAAACUUCCAACAGAUUACCAUUUUACAAAUGUUACAGCCUAUCUGACAGUGCCAGAGCAAUUUUUAAAAGUGGAUGGCUUUUUCUACACAACAGGAAUUCUUCUAAACAAAUCAGGUUUCAGAAGCAUUGAACUGACACCUCUUGCUGCAAUAUGUGUAAAUGUUCUUUUGGCUGGGAAAGAACUGAAAGUCAAUGGUCCUAUUCAUAUUACACUUCCUCUUCCUGCAAGUAGUGUAAAAUUAGGAGAAGCUAUUCCUGCAUGGACAUUUGAUAUGAAAACUGGUGCUUGGGUUAACCGGGGACUGGGAAUGGUAAAAGAAGCAAAUCAUCAAUUAGUAUGGACCUAUGUUGCCCCACACUUGGGCUACUGGAUAGCAGCUCCACUGCCUGGAACAAGAGAAUCUAUUAUUAGUGCGGUUUCCAAGGACAUAACAGCCUAUCACACAGUGUUCCUUACAGCCAUUUUGGGAGGUACUGUUGUCAUUAUCAUUGGAUUUUUUGCUGUUCUUCUUUGUUACUGCCGGGACAAAUGUGGUCACACACAAAAGAAGGAAAAAAAUACAACCAGGCUGGAGAUCAUGAAAAAAGAUCAGACGACAUCAACAACUCUCAUAAAUCAUGCSAGUCUUGUCAAGGGGUCUGUAAAACUAGAGGAUAAGUCACAAUUAUAUGCRCCGAAGAUUUCUUCCUACAGCCCUCAAAGACAGACAUCUGCAGAAACAGAAGAUGGAAAAUCACGGGACAAUUUUAAAAUCUACACAGAGGAUUCUUCUUAUCAGUCAACUCGCCAGACUGGUCAGACAAGAAAUUCAACCCAUUCUGUGGAGGUUAAUCCCGGAGUUAGACACUUACAGCAGCCAAAGCAUAUUAACAACAUUUCCCAGGCUCCAAGGGACAUUCAAGACCCAAACAGGUACCUUCCACUGAAAGAGGAAAUGUAUGGCCUUUCCCGUAUUCCCGAACAUCUAAUGCAUAUUUACAAUCAACCAAUUGCUAUUCUUCAAACUUCUGACCUUUUCCACUCACCAGAACAAUUGCAUGCUGCUAAAUCAGCAACUUUGCCAAGAAAAGGGCAGUUGGUCUAUAGCCCCAUGAUGGAACCCAUGAAUCGAGAAAGCUACAUGCAAACAUUACCCAAAAUGCCAGGACACUCUCAUCCACAGCCUUCUGUCUGCAGAGAGGAACAAAAUACCUUAGAUGGUGAACAGGGCUUACCCUCUCAAACAUCAAACUGGAGCCGGUACACUAACAGUUUGCUAGAAUCUGUCUCUGUUCCAGGCACACUGAAUGAAGCAGUUGUAAUGACUCCAUUUUCAUCUGAACUUCAAGGUAUUUCAGAACAAACGUUGCUGGAACUCUCUAAAGGGAAACCAUCGCCGCACCCUCGAGCGUGGUUUGUGUCCCUAGAUGGCAAACCAAUAGCUCAGGUGAGGCAUUCCUUUAUAGAUCUGAAAAAGGGCAGAAAAACAGAGAGCAAUGAUACCAGUCUGGACUCUGGUGUGGAUAUGAAUGAGCAUCAUCCCGGUAGGAAAUUGGAAAGAGAGAAAACUUUCAUUAAAAGUAUGCCUCAUUCUAAGAUCCUUUACUUGGAAGAUCUGGAUUUGAGUAGUAGUGAAAGUGGGACCACUGUUUGCACUCCAGAGGACCAGGCUGUGAGACACAUUCUGGAUGGAGGAAAUGGGCCCGACACAGAACAACACGAUGAGGAAAGUCUGAGAAGAAAAGCUGUAACAGGAAAUCGUGAGUCUAGCAUCCCUCUGGCUAAAAAAAGGGAGAGACUAUCUAUCACAAAAAGAGAUAGCCAAACUAAUAUUUGGAAGAAGAGAGAGGAGAGACCACUUAUUCCUAUAAACUAAAACACAUGUGCUUUGUGUUGUUGCUCUUCCUGCUGGUUAAUGCUCUCUGGGUUUCAUGUGUCGUUUUGCAGUGCUGGGUUUACAAUAGAAACAUUGUUUUCUAGUGUCAAGACAAGUUACAUUUUUUUUAUAUGCAGACUGAGUUACUAUAACUUCAACUGAGCAAUUGAUAUUCAAUGUGAUUUGUUAUCAGAGAAACAUUAUGGUUAAAAUUUUCCAGUUCCUAAUUUCAGUGGCAUUGUAGGGAAGGGACACAAUUUACUUAGCCUGUUGUUCUUGGAUGCAUCUUUUGGAAUGCAUAGUGAGAAAUGUAGGCACAUCUUUUAAUUUUUUUAUACUUGUUGCUAAUAUGUUGGUAGGGUGGUUAAUGCCAUUCCCCAGCCUUGUUCCUAAUAAAUGUGACCAUCUGUACAGUAUUUUAUAUGUGACCUUUUGUAGGAAUAUGUCACUACUUCUUUGUAUGAAGUUUCAUAAAUUAGUCUCAAGACACCAGCAGAUGAGCUCUGGUGGAUUUAUCCACAAGCUCCAUGGCAGAACUGCCCUCUCUCUUUGUGCCCGGCAGAAGAUACAAAGUGCACGAGUUCUGUGGCCUCUCUUCCCCCAAGUCCCUGCUGUCUUAACUUAAAACAUUGUCCAUUUCAGUUUAACCUGCUUUGUUGUGAAUGGUAGAUGUUGAAGAUCGGCACCUGCUGUGAAGCAUCUGCCUUCACAGAAGAGGACUGGUGCUGGGAGCAUUUUAAGCUGCUGCUGCUACUGCUUCCGGUGGGCAUGUUUUCACUUCAUUAGCAGAAAUAACCUGCUCUUCUGCAUGCUGUGGAGCCAGCUGUGCUCUGAAUCAUAGUGUUUUACUCCUGCAGGUUUGUAAAUUUAAGGUAGAAUCUGACCCGUAAUGAAAAAGUAUGCAAGUUUAGACAAAUAAUGCUUUUCAAGAUCAUCAGAGGUUUAUUUGCCUGUUUUGCCAGCCUGAGCUGUUUUUGUCCUAGGCUGUGCAUCGCAAAGAGGUUAGAAAGACUUUUAAAAUUUUUUAAUUUUCUUUUUUUUUUUUAAAUGAGCAUGAGGAAGGGGAUCUCUAAACUUUGUAUACAGUAUAAGUACUUCUUGACUCAUCUUGGAGUUAAAUUGUUACCAAAAGUCAUAAAUGCAUGAUAUGUAACUAUGGUAUGUAUAGCGGAAGGAAAAGGCCAUCAGAAUAUAUUCUUUAUUUUUAAUGUUCAUCUUGUCAAAGUGAUAGGUUCAGCUUUGGCUAACAGAAAAGUAGACACGCUCCUUACUGUGCUUCAUACAGUAGACCAUAUUUGCUCUACUGUGGCUUUUGGGCUACUUUCCUGGUGAAAUAAGUCCCGGCAUUUGGGGUUUGACCRGUGGAUUAUAAAUCAUCAGGCGCAGUCUGUGGUUUGCCCAGCUGUGCUGAUGUCCCUGCCUCUUACUUACCAGGCUGCUCUCUGUGCCCACACUUCAGAAUUUCUUUCCACAGAAAAAUAGGGUAUGCAAGGAGAAGGUGCCUGUCUCUGUCCUGGCCAGACCUGCCAUCAGGAUGUGACCAAGGGCGGCACCCAGGAGGGGGAAAUACCCUAUGCAGCUGGGGGCCCUAGAGCUCUUGCUCAGGAAAUGCUGCUGCUAAAAAAAGGUCUCUUCUGGCGGUGUCUGGCACCGCUCUGAGAAUAUGCAGAGUUACCUGAAUGGUAACAGCAAGACAUCCACGUCCCUGCCUUUCUUCUGGAAUGCAAUUGCUUUGRGAACAAAAUACAAUAUUCCUGUUGCUUUCACAAGUGUGAAGGUGCUUCAAAGUACKUUUGAGAGGUGUGUAGCUAAAUAUKUAARUUUGUUUUGCCAAAAGAAAGAAUCUAGUUUAAUCAUACAAUCUUCAGAGGUAAAGAUGGCUUGCUGUAUUAGUAUGCCUUUGGUACUGGUUUUUAGGUAACUCCCUCAUUCCUCUACAAAACAUAUUUUUUCAAUAGAUAUUCAGUUCCAAUUUAGAGCCCCUUAGAGUGAUGUUUUUAUCCUUUGCUUUGUUACAUAUAUUAGGAGUCUGUUAAAUUUUGAAUACAGGCAAACGUUUCAUCCCAGAGAUCAUUUGACUUUGCUCUGCUCUUACARUUGCAUCACUUCUGAGGAGACCCUUCUCAAAAAAAGGAAUGCUAUUUGUUCUUCAAAACAAGCAGAAAAUUGCUGUCAAGCCAAACGGUUUUGAGAUACCAGUCAAUCUUAAAUGGAUCUCUCUAUUUUUGUUCACUUACAGCAGUGAAAAUAUGCUGCAGAUUCUGUGUGGUUUUGAUGUGAUGUUUCAUUAGACCAACCAAAAAGAGGUAAUUCCUCAAGCUUACUUGUGUCAUUAAAAAAUGAAGGCAACAGGAGAAGACUUACAUACAUGUAAGUUCAAAAGAAUGAAUUUUUGCACCCCUUGUACCCAUUUUGCCUCCAAGUAGGCAUUCGUUCACCAAAGGAUUAGCAACGUUGCAAAGUUCAGCUGCAGGAGGGGGACUUGGGAAUUGCCCUGCCUGGAGAUGCACCCYGUGGGGCAGGUGCCUGGCACAGAGCAGAGCGGCUGUCAGGUUUGUGCCCUCCAUCUAAAUGAGAUCUUGGCCGUCUGCAUUCAGUCACGGUGUGACCCUGUGCGGAUGGUGGUACGAAAUGUGCCCUUUAAAGGUCAUGGGUAAGUAAGGGACACUUCAGCUUUUAGCCAGCUCAGAAGUCGGAAGGAAUGRGCCUUAGAAGAGCUGCUUGCUGCUAGGCUUCUCAGGAGGAGGAAGAAAAAUAGAGUAGGACUUUCUGAAAAACAGGCAUCUUCAGACAUCCCCAGCAGUGACCUCUCCAUACAAAACGCCAAGCGUGUGCUGGCAGGUCCCGAAGCAGCGCUGGGCUUCGGCAGCACUCUCACCUCAGGACCUUGCCKGGGGGUUUGUAUCUCGGCUAGAACUUUGCUUCUCCCUUAGCUAAUGGGGCACAAGCAUUUCCUUUAGCAAAGCAAUUGAAGUGUCCAGGGAUUAAAUUCUCAAAUAGCUAGUUUCUGGGAAGUGUAUGCUGCAGUUCUUGCCAUACUGUUUUUAAGACUGCCUUCAUUGCCAGCUGUUGUUUCUAUGUAGGCCAGUCAAGUAUUUGCAUUCUUUGUAGAUCCCAUUCGCUAACUCUUCUGCGUGAAAUUCAAUAGUUCGCCACACCAUGACUUAGGCUGGCAAUAAAGUUUAGUUCUGUAUUUAAAGUGAAUACAUACCUAUGUUUUCUGUGUCAGAAUAAGGRAAACUUGUCUGUAGAGCAGAAUUACUGGCUACAGUUGUAUCAGGGAGCACAAAUGCUGUGUGAAAAUGGUUGAAACCCCUAAGCACACC
Nothoprocta perdicaria is the source of this 5618-nucleotide messenger RNA. RefSeq names its product family with sequence similarity 171 member B (gene FAM171B). The coding region runs from base 1 to 2292 and encodes 763 amino acids. Lineage: Eukaryota; Metazoa; Chordata; Aves; Tinamiformes; Tinamidae. The record is from RefSeq and is a predicted model, not a curated record. The transcript has 8 exons.